AUGGCCGCCGCCAAGCCGCUGUCGCGCUUCUGGGAGUGGGGCAAGACCAUCGUGUGCGUGGGGCGCAACUACGGCGAGCACGCCAGGGAGAUGGGCAGCGCGCCGCCCCGCCAGCCGCUGCUCUUCCUCAAGCCCGCCUCGGCCUACGUGCGCCAGGGCUCGCCCGUGCUGCGGCCCUACUACUGCGCCACGCUGCACCACGAAGUGGAGCUGGGCGUCGUGGUGGGCAGGCGCGCGCGGGCCGUGGCGCCGCACGCCGCCAUGGAGCACGUGGGCGGCUACGCGCUCUGCGUCGACGUCACGGCCAGGGACACGCAGGACGAGUGCAAGGAGAAGGGGCUGCCCUGGACCCUGGCCAAGGCCUUCGACACCUCCUGCCCCGUGAGCGACUUCGUGCCCAAGGAGCGGAUCCCUGACCCGCACAAGCUGAAGAUCUGGCUCAAGGUGAACGGGGAGCUGAGGCAGGAGGGGGACACGUCCUCCAUGAUCUUCUCCAUCCCCUACCUCAUCAGCUACAUCAGUGAGAUUAUCACGCUGGAGGAGGGCGACCUCAUCCUGACGGGGACGCCCAAAGGCGUUGGGGCGCUGGAGGUGAACGACGAGAUCGAGGCUGGCAUAGACGACAUCCUGUCCAUGCGCUUCACCGUGGCGCAGCAGACGCGGCGCUGCUAACGGAGCGCCCGGCGGGACCGCGGCUGCGCGGGAAGAGGCGCCGGGAGGCGGCCGGUGAAGGGAGGCACGCGCAGGCCCUGGGGUGUUCAACACCGGCCUCUUCCCCUCUUGCCAGAGGGGUCCCCCUUCUUGGGGGCCCCUUGAGGUCCCUCUUCUUGGGGUCCCCCCUCUUGCCAGAGGGUGUCUGGGCUCACCACAGGCGCGCACCACAGACACGGGCACUGUUUGAACGUGGGGCUUUAUUUGCACAACUGAUGCCAGAGAAGCUCAACAAAUCUGUCUUGUACUACUUGUUAUCUCUGAAUUUUCCAAAUACAUUCUAAAUUCAAUGAAAAUUAUAAUUAUAAAGGUUUAAUUUAGUAGAAUUAACUUUUCUUCAGCUAAGGCCCUAGUAAGCUUUUUAAAGAACAAUUAUCUAAAAAGAUCAUUACAGAAGGCCCCUUAUGGGGAUUAGUAACAUAUACUCCCUCCUUAUGAUCUUACUUAGCAAAAUCCAGUGACAACAGCAUUCUGUCUCAAUGAAGAAAUGAAGAAAAAAACUUUUUUUUUUUUUUUUAAUUGCCCCGGCGAUUAAGGAGCCACGUAGUGCGAUCUUUUUCCUUUUCGCAACAAGCUCUGACUUGCCUCCGUAGGGUCUGCCAGUUUGCAUGACAGUACAUUCACUUUCAGUCCUGUUCUCCAACUGGGUGACAAAGUAAGCUGUAAAAUAAGUCAAGUUCUUGGGUUUCAUUACUAAAAAACACUUUGAAAUUUCUUAUUUACAACCAUCACACAGCAUGUUUAAUUGACAGAUGUGGUUAUACAUACUCUGUAUUUUUUACAUAAAUAUACAUAAUGUCAUAAACCUGUCAUUACUGAAGUAAAAUGUUUUACAUUUUACUGAAAAUAGGGAUAGAGAAGAUGGAGGAGUAAGAAGUGUUCUGUUAAGAAGGACAGAUUUAAAAAUCAGUUUAAAAGUCAGUUUAGAGAUGCCCUACAAUGGGUUAUGAAAGGGGAAUUCUGAUCAGUGUGAAGUAAUACCUCAAUGUAUCUCCAAAAAUUCAGGUCAAGGAGGAAAAAUACAGGUAACUAAAUAAUAAAUAUAUGUUUUAAAAUAUCAACUAAGCAUUACUCUUGGAGAUACUGUUAACUUUGACCAUUAUAGCCCUACAGCCCUAGAAAUCAGUGACUUCAACUUUAUUAUAUACAAGUUCUUCCAACAUCAGUGCCUUAAUCAGUAUUGACUAGGAGCUAUCUGUGUCUUUCUUAGUUUUCCUGAAAGGGGCCUGCAAAUCUGAUCCUGCAGAGAUACCAUCUGGUGCUGAAAUUGUGUUAAAAUAGUAUUUGC
Nothoprocta perdicaria is the source of this 1999-nucleotide messenger RNA. RefSeq names its product fumarylacetoacetate hydrolase domain containing 1 (gene FAHD1). The coding region runs from base 1 to 672 and encodes 223 amino acids. Gene Ontology annotation, molecular function: acetylpyruvate hydrolase activity. The record is from RefSeq and is a predicted model, not a curated record. Gene Ontology annotation, cellular component: mitochondrion. The transcript has a single exon. Lineage: Eukaryota; Metazoa; Chordata; Aves; Tinamiformes; Tinamidae.